Molecule: messenger RNA, 1638 nt
Organism: Rosa rugosa (rugosa rose)
Lineage: Eukaryota; Viridiplantae; Streptophyta; Magnoliopsida; Rosales; Rosaceae
Product: geranylgeranyl pyrophosphate synthase, chloroplastic-like
Exons: 1
Coding region: 367-1464 (365 amino acids)
Biological process (GO): isoprenoid biosynthetic process
Molecular function (GO): geranylgeranyl diphosphate synthase activity
Source: RefSeq, a predicted model, not a curated record
AUACAUGCACAUGGCGGAUCGGGUAAGAAAUGAAAUGCCAAUUGUCCACAAUAAUAUCCUAUCCAACCCAAAAUCCUAUCCUCCUCGAUGACACCUCCUCCCUCACUCUCACUAUAUUGCUCUUCCCACUCCUCCACCCCCUCUCUCUCCUCCUCUCCUGUCACUAUGUUUCUCUCUCUACACUUCCAUAAUCGUUAAUGUGAGUCUAAUCCUUACCUCCUAUUCAGACCCAGCAUAUGACUCUUCAAUAGAAUUGCCAAACUUACGGACCUCCAUUCUCGCAUAUAAGCAAGACACAGUCCUCUUCUUCUGUACACUGCACACCAUCGUCGAAAAAGCUGAUUUGUUUGAGCUAAUCGAAACGAGAUGAGCUGUGUGAAUCUGAGCUCAUGGGGCCAAACCUGUUCAAUGUUGAACCGAUCCAGAUCCCCAUCUCUCCACCUCCUCCACAGCCUCAACACCCGACCCGUUUCCUUCGCUUCUCCGAAAGGACGCCGACCCAGUUCCGUCACGGCAACCCUGACCAAGCAGGAGACUGUGAAGGAGCAGCGGAAGGAAGAGGAAUCCGGGAAGCCCAGUUUCAAUUUCAAGACCUACAUGGUGGAGAAGGCCGAGUCCGUCAACCGGGCCUUAGACGCCGCCGUUUCGCUGAAAGACCCGAUUACGAUCCACGAAGCGAUGCGGUACUCUUUGCUCGCCGGAGGCAAAAGGGUCCGACCCGUUCUGUGUGUCGCGGCGUGCGAGCUCGUCGGAGGGUCUGAGUCCCUCGCCAUGCCGGCGGCCUGCGCCGUCGAGAUGAUCCACACCAUGUCGUUGAUCCACGACGACUUGCCGUGCAUGGAUAACGACGACCUCCGCCGCGGGAAGCCCACCAACCACAAGGUUUUCGGCGAAGACGUCGCCGUUUUGGCCGGCGACGCGCUUCUAUCAUUCGCGUUCGAGCACCUCGCCGUCUCCACCGUCGGCGUCGAGCCUUCUAGAAUCGUCCGAGCCGUGGAGGAGCUUGCCCGGUCAAUCGGGUCGGAGGGAUUGGUGGCGGGUCAAGUCGUGGAUAUCCACUCCGAGGGGUUAUCCGAUGUGGGACUGGAGCACCUGGAGUACAUACACCUCCACAAAACUGCGGCUCUUCUUGAAUGUGCAGUUGUUCUCGGGUCGAUUUUGGGAGGCGGGUCGGACUCGGAAAUCGAAAAGCUCCGGACUUUUGCGAGGUACAUUGGGCUGUUGUUUCAAGUUGUGGAUGACAUUCUGGAUGUGACGAAGUCUUCACAGGAAUUGGGGAAGACUGCUGGGAAGGACUUGGUGGCUGAUAAGGUGACUUAUCCUAAGCUAAUGGGGAUUGAGAAAUCGAAGGAAUUUGCGGAGAAACUUAAUAGGGAUGCACAAGAACAGCUCGUCGGAUUCGACCCGGAAAAGGCUGCUCCUUUGAUUGCUUUGGCUAAUUACAUUGCUUACAGGCAAAAUUGAGGAGUUGGGAUUCUGCUGUUGUAUUUUAGAAUUGGUUGUCUACUAGAAUUUACUCAAUUUAGAGUCUCUCACAGUUUACUACAUCCUCUGAAAUGAAAUGCGAGAUAUACACAUUUUUACUUUUUCAAAUCUGUGUCAAAAUCUUUGUUUAAAUGUGGAAUUAGUAUUCGUUAA